This is a messenger RNA of Moneuplotes crassus, 781 nucleotides long. The record is from the annotation of a GenBank genome assembly. NCBI's taxonomy places the organism in Eukaryota, Ciliophora, Spirotrichea, Euplotida, Euplotidae.
GAUGAGCAGCAAAAGAAGAAUAAAAAAGAAGAUUAAUGCCCAAGUUAAUUGUUUUAGAAAUACUUUGUCCCAAAAGCACUGGAUAAAACCAGGACUGAUAGAUUCUCCUUAAUAUUCCUUAUUGAGAUAGAAUCUACACUAGAAAAGUCCCAGCUCAUUUUUUUAAAAGCGGUACAAGCAAGAUGAAAAUAUAUGAAUAAAAGAAGCGAUAUUCAAAUUUUUAUUAAGCUAACAAGAGGUCUGAGACAGAUUACUCGACUCUCAAUUGGAGACAGUCUAGAGGAAAAUACACCAGACUAUAAUUUUAACAUAUUUUACCCAAUAAUGAAUAAAGUAACUCAUAAAGUCCACAUAUGUGGAUAUAUGUUUAGCAGAAAACAUUUGCAAAGAUCUUAAUCAGCUUAGGUAAAGCAAAACAGAUAAAGUUUUACAAAUGUAGCAUUAACACUGAGAAACUUGAUAUCCCUAAGACUUGUCUAGCAAUUCAAUUUAAAAUGGAAAUAUUAGAACUAGAUGGUUGAGAAGAGAUAAAUAUGCCAGAAAAGUAUUCAAAGAAGUUUGAAGUACUUUUUGAUUCUAUUUCCAAUUCCAGCUUAAAAAUAGCGCUGAAAGAAGUGGUUCUUGAUCAAGUAGAAGAAGAUGAAAACAGUGCUGAAGAAAUGAUGCAAAAAUACAACCUUGGCUAUAUAAGAGUCAAAAUCUUUCCAAAGACAGUUAUCCUAAGCCAAAGCAAAUCAAUGAAAUGAUCAAGCUCUCCAUAUUGAACAAUUCAAUAAGUUUA